Molecule: messenger RNA, 585 nt
Organism: Physella acuta
Lineage: Eukaryota; Metazoa; Mollusca; Gastropoda; Physidae
Source: RefSeq, a predicted model, not a curated record
AUUCAGAAUAAACAAAUAAUGACUGACGAAUCAGGUGUAUUCCUUCCAGGAAAUCAUGAAGCUGAGAUGUGCUAUGGAGGAGAAGCUGAUCUACACAAACAUGUUACUGGCUGUAAGAAGAAUCCAGGUCACAAAGAUUUUAUACCUCUUAAAGAUUUCAAUGCAAGUUGUCUCCCCUUACGUUACCAUGGCAAACUCAUGUCUGAGACAAUCAAAACAUUGGCAGCCAUAACUGUCCAGGUAAAGACUAAAUUCACCAGUCUAGAGAGACCAGAGUUUUACCCAGGCACUCAAGUUCCAUAUCCAUGUUAUAAUGAUAGAGGAAGUCACGUGAUGAGGUUAGGGACUGGGAGGGUGUAUUGUGUGAACAAGUACAGAAGGGAAACUUGUCGUUGUGCCAAGUGUCAAGUCUCAGCCACACCCAGCAAAGUGUGGGGGGAGGUUUAUGUGGUGACAGCCACACACGUGGUGUUUGAUGACAGCUCCAGUGGAGCGUGUGUCUACAGGCCGGAGUAUGACAGGUUUUCGUGUUACCAUCCCCACAGUGGAUCAAACUCUGAAGGAAAUUAUAGUGGGGAGUGGUGA